UACUAAAACGAAAUCCCAAAUUUCUCCUUUCAUCUGAAUUGAAACAUUCUUGACAAUUUCUUCUUCACCUCAGCUUCGCUACUUUCUUUCUUUUUGAAUCUUUAAUUAGUUGCUAUAGCAUUUCGUUUCCUGUAAUUGCUUCUUGUUGGAAUCAAUGAAUGAAUUGAUUAAACCCCUCAAUUCAGUAAUUACUCCCAAGAAUAUUUUUGUUAGUCUUGUCUCUUGACAGGAAAAGGGUAAAAUAGUAAUUAACGAUACAAAGCCAAACCCAAACCCAAAAUAGUAAAUCCUCAUUCGAAACCCAAUCCCAAAACAAUCACUGCGGCAGCCUCGCCCUCCCCACUCAACGUUCGCUCCUCGGCGGCAGCAGCAACUUCAUACACACACACACGUCUCCCUACGCGUACCUGCACCUCUCCUGUCCCAAUAUAUCCGCCCCACAUCUGUAGCAGCGCCGCACCGGCCUACCCACCUAGCCGAGAAUUAAAGCGCCGCCCUCCUCGCAGUACAGGAAUUCCAUCCGUGAUUUAAACAAGUUCUUUGUCUACACUCUCAUCAAUGAAGGAAGAAGAAGUUAACCGGUGCCAGAUUCAAGAAUGGUACCCAAAGUUUAAAUCUGUGUCCAUCAAAACCCUGAUUCAUGAACUUCCAGAGUCUUUUGUUGAGUAUCUUCUUGAUGACUCUGGGCCUUUUGUGCUCCCUGCUUCUGUCUCAAACGAUGAUGCCCUUCCCAAUAGAGUCCAUAAUCUUUAUGAGGAAGAAGACUAUCAGGUAUCAGAAGGAUCUGGGGAUGAAGCUGAACCAUCAUCUCCUCCUUCAUUUCCCGAACUAGAACUAAAGAUUAAAGAAUCUAUUGAAUCCCUUGGAGGUGCAGUUUUCCCUAAGUUGAACUGGAGUGCACCAAAAGACUCCUCAUGGAUUAGUACAUCUGGAACACUUCGAUGCACUUCAUUUAGUGAGAUCGCACUCUUGCUAAGGUCAUCUGACUCGUUGGUACAUGAUCUGUGCCAUGCAUAUGAUUCAUGCAGCAAUAGAACCUUAUCAAGACCCCCAAGGUUCUUCCUUGCCCUUCGCAAGUGGUAUCCAUCUUUACGACCAGAGCUGGAAUUUCGUUGUUUUGUACGGGGUCGAUGCCUAGUUGGAAUUUCUCAGCGUGAAGUCACAACAUUUUAUCCAGCCCUCUGUGAGAAGAAAGGCAGUCUAAAAGAAUUGGUUCAAGAGUUUUUUGACAACAUUGUUAGACAGAAAUUUGAAUCUGAAAAUUACACAUUUGAUGUUUAUGUCACAAAAGAUGAGCGGGUUAAGGUUUUGGAUUGUAAUCCUUGGGGUGCAUUUACCCUGCCACUACUAUUUACCUGGGAGGAAUUGGAGCAGAAUGUUAGAGAAGAAGGCGAUGCUGUGGACUUGAGAAUUGUGGAGAGCCAAUGUGGUGUUCGGCCAGGUUUAAAGACAGCUGUGCCAUAUGACUACCUGGAUACCAGUGAGGGGAGUGGCUGGGAUCAAUUUCUUAGGAAUGCUGAUGAGGAGCUGCAUCGGCAAACCAGAUCACCUGAAGCAGGUGCUUGAGUAUACUUUUUUUUUCAAAGUUAUGAUGUACUGAGCUAUCACUAUAUUUUGAUUCAUAUUUUUCCUCUAAAGGACGUCAAGUUCUGGUUUAUAUUAUACGUUAGUUGAACUACUGAUUCAAACAAAAAAUGUGCAGGGGUAAAUCUUUACUUUUAAACCUUUUAUAAUAUAAUAAUUAUUUUUUUUCUCCUA
Mangifera indica (mango) is the source of this 1758-nucleotide messenger RNA. RefSeq names its product cell division cycle protein 123 homolog. The transcript is spliced from 2 exons. The coding region runs from base 559 to 1566 and encodes 335 amino acids. Lineage: Eukaryota; Viridiplantae; Streptophyta; Magnoliopsida; Sapindales; Anacardiaceae. The record is from RefSeq and is a predicted model, not a curated record. Gene Ontology annotation, cellular component: cytoplasm.